CAACCAUUAACAACCGCAGCGAAACGAACCUUCAAUAACUCCCAACAAUGCCGCCACCAACACCACCACCAAGCACCCCAAAGUACAAUACCAAUCAUCAAGAUCCAAAUCACAGCCAAAAAAACGCGACGGUGGCCGUCGCCGAAACGUUGUCACGGCCUCCGUCGAUAAGAGAGGCGGCACAAUUGAUAUGCGGUGGAGAUCAUAGAGAGGUGAAGAUAAACGAUAUUGUAGGGAAUGGAAUAUCGGGGAUUUUGUAUAAGUGGGUGAAUUAUGGCAAGGGUUGGAGGCCCAGGUGGUUUGUGUUGCAAUAUGGUGUACUUUCGUACUAUAAGAUACAUGGCCCCGAUAAGAUUGUGGUCAGCCUAGAGACCGAGAAAGGGAGCAGAGUAAUUGGUGAGGAGUCGUUGAAAAGGAUUUCCAGAUGUAAGAAUGCGAGCUCCCAGGUCCGCCGUAAGCCUUUUGGUGAAGUUCAUCUUAAGGUUUCAUCAAUCCGUGAGAGUAGUUCCGAUGAUAAACGAUUUUCAAUUUUUACGGGAACUAGGAGGCUGCAUUUAAGGGCUGACACCCGGGAAGAUAGAAUGGCAUGGAUGGAUGCAUUGCAGGCUGCCAAGGACAUGUUCCCUAGAAUGUCUAACAGUGAAUUAAUGGCUCCCUUGGACAAUGUUGCUAUGUCAACAGAAAAUCUGCGGCAGCGAUUGUUGGAAGAGGGUGUGAGUGAGGCAGCCAUCCAGGGCAGCGAGCAGAUCAUGAGAAAUGAGUUUGCAGCACUGCAGAAUCAACUGAUGCUGCUUAAGCAAAAACAUUGGCUCCUUAUUGACACGCUGCGUCAUUUAGAGGUACAUGUUACGAUAAGCAGAAAUCAUUAUGCUAAUGGAAUUGAAAAUUCUUCUUCAGUGUCUUCUCCAAUCUCCCCAAAUUAACUGCUGUGCAGCUGGGGUUCGUUGGAUGGUUGUAAAAUUUCUGUUUUUUUCUUAUUUAAGUCUCACAUUCUUCUGUAUAGCUUGUUGGAUUGGGAUGGGGUUUUCGGAUCAUUUCUGUAUUCCUAACUUGUUUUCGAGAGUUAUUGGAUGAACCAAACUGCUGUGCAGCUGGGUUCGUUGGAUGGUUG
Molecule: messenger RNA, 1111 nt
Organism: Ilex paraguariensis (yerba mate)
Lineage: Eukaryota; Viridiplantae; Streptophyta; Magnoliopsida; Aquifoliales; Aquifoliaceae
Source: the annotation of a GenBank genome assembly